AUGAACUUCUCGACAGGGGGAAGGAGGCCUAGGCAAGGACCAGGAGCAAAUACGGGUGCAGGUGUUGCUGGCCAGCCAACGUCAAUGACACCAACGCCAACGCCAACGCAGCAAAAGAAGCGGACGGCUACAGCUGCAGAGCUUCAUGAUGUGCAAGAUAUUCUCUUGAAGAGGCUUGCAAAGUCAGAACAAGACAGAGAGGGUCUCGAGGAGAAGCUUCACGAUGCUGAUGGCAUCCGGUGGGACCUACGUAGAGCCCAGCAGCGCCGCAGUGCGAAAGAGAGAGCGCGCAUUAGGAAGGCCGAAAAGGAGCGGGCACGACGUGAAGACCUUAGGAGACGCGAUCUCCCGCUGACUCCCUCUCCCACGGAGUCAGAAAUAGCAAGGCGGGAGGAGGCUCGCGAGAGGCUGCGAGAGAACCUCAAGGGUCGUGUCAAGCGUACUGCCAUCGAGUUAUUGAUUGGGUCGGGCGGCCUCCAUCAAUGGAAGGAGAAGGCGAUCACAACCCAUAAGGCUCGGGUAUUGCCCAAUGAGUACGAGUGGUCCUGGCGAGACAAGGAGUUCAAACCUUGGAACCAGGUGCCGAACUAUAUCGACAUCCUGGCGCAUAGUCUCAUGGGCGGCGACCAUAGGAGGUUGAUGAGAGACAGGCGUCGUUAUGUCAGGCAAGAGAAGAGGAAGUUGGCGAACGCGAGGCAGCAGGUUGGCCAGCAAGGUGCUUCCGCCCAGGCUGGCCCGUUGCCCGGCCUCAAGGUUGUUGGAUUUGCGCAGAGUGAUAUCGUCGACCCAUCCACGCUGCACCCGCCCUCCACCACCGGCAAUCGGCGACGAGGACAAGGUCCAUUCGCCAAAAAGGCCGCGGUAUCUGGAGCAGCUGGGGACGGGACUCCCAAGCCUGUGGCACAAUCUGCUUCUUCGACACGACGUGACUCUCAUGUCAUUGCAGCUGGUGUUGCCCCAUUCAUCGAACCCGAGGAUGAUCCUGCUGAGUUGAUCAACAGCCUCUCAGGAUUCAUCGAAGACGAUGUAAAUACAGACACCGUGAUCCAGGAUCUCGACGUCAUCCGCAAGUACGACGAAUACGAUGAUGAGUACUGGGGCAAUGACACAGACUAUGAGCCGGCUGUUCCUAGUAAUGAGGACAGUGAUGUUUCCAUGGAUGAAGACGAUUCCGAGGAUGAUGAUGCUUUCGAGGAUGACGACGCCUUCGACGACGAUUUCAACAGUCUAUCGGAAUGGUCCUACGAUCUUGAGGACGAGGAGGACGAGCAGUUCAGCAAGCAAUGGCUCAUGCGCCUUCUUGACGACGCGAUCGAAGACAUCUUCGACGGUGCGAUUAUUAGGCUCGGCCGCAAAAGCGAAAUCUCACCGGACGAUGUCAGCCACCUCGAACAGACCGUUCGCGAACGUAUAUUCGAGGAUUGGCAGAUCAUCCUUGGCUUGAAGACUCUCAAGGCGAACCGAGGCCGAACCCCCCUGAAUCUUAAACCAUUCGAGGAUUCUUCUGGACCUUCCUUCGCCAAGAAACUCUCGGCCGCCACUGAGAGUUCCGGCAGCAGUUCCGCCUCUGACGGUGACCAUCAUCGGGAUCCUAUUUUCGAUUACCAAGAAAUUGACUACGCGGAGGAGUUCGACUUGGUAAUGGAGAACAUGAUCCUGGCGGCUAUGACGAGAAUAGUGGAGGUGGCCAACCCAAUAUCCGGCGUGGCUUUGGAUGUGCAGAAAGCUGGGCAAGCGUUCGGUGCCGACUGGAGACAACAAUUUAGGAGAGCCUUUGUGAAGAUGAUAACCCCUGAUGUAUUUCAAGAUGAUGACCAGGACAAUGAUGAACAGGGCGCAGCAGCAGCGGCAGGAGGUGGUGGAGGGGGGGCGGGAGGAGCUGCAAAUGGCGGUGUUGAUGCCAACAAUAACGGGCAUAAUCCAAUUCCCGGACCCAACGUCCCCUAUGUCCCUCUAAUGGGUAGGUAUUGCAGGAGUUACGAGCCUCAAAUUCCUCAACGAACGGCCACAGAUCCGUCGUCGUGGCCAAGGAUCUACGUGUCUGCGGAUCGACCAUUCGCUGACGAGGUCAAUGCCACUCUUCAAAAUCCUGCACAGGAGACCGCCAAGUGUGCUGAACGUACCUGGGCCUGGAAGCGUGCCAACACUGUCGAUAGGAAUACUGUGAACUUUCGCGACCUCAUGGAGUUCAAGGAGAAUGUAUUCGAGAAUCCAGAGGAUGCGCUGCAGAACCACCUCGGCGCCCCCGAGGACCUCAUACCCCUCGGCAUCACUCCCCAAGCCAACGCCAUGAUCGCCAACUGGUACCCCUUGGAGAUCGACCCAGAGGCUUGGGAGCUACCCAGGGACGCGGCCGAGCUAAAGUGUCGCGAUGAUGCUUAUGCUGGUUUCGGCAAAUUCCCACCUCCGGCUCAACCUGGUGCCAGGGACCCUUUUACGGGUACCUUCCAAGGAAUGCCCCAGCAUGUUGUAGAUGGUUCCUCUCAGAAAGUCCCAGGGCCUAAGCUACCUAAUGACAAAAGGCCUCCGCCCCCUCCUAUUACUGCGGGCAUCAGAUUGGGAGGACGACAAGGGACCAGAGCACCGGGGAGAACGCAGCCUUUGACGGCAGGUCAACAGCAGCACGAUCAUCACCACCAUGAUCCUCAUCACCACCACCAUGAUCCUCAUCACCAUCACCAUGAUCCUCAUCAUCACCACCAUGAUCCUCAUCAUCACCAUGGGAUAAAUGACACGAGCCUUGCUACAACGUCUCAGAAUACGACAAACAAGCCGGGUGGACCAACCGACCCUGAGCCCCUCAGUCUUCCCGGCCCGGCGCACCAUGUGCUAAAUGUGCGGCAAGGUACCGACCUUGAUAUCGCAAGCCAAAACGUCACGCCAGGAAGAUGGCUUCCGCCCCUUCCCCCGAGGGUGGUCAGGCCGCAUACCUUGACUAUGCACCCGACGCAACUGUACUUUGACUCCAAGCAAGACUUUGAAAGUGAAGAGGAAUACCGGCAGAAGGCCAUAGAUUUCGAUACAUCGUUCCCUUACUUCUGCAAGUACAAGUACUACCAGCGGAAGCGUGGAGAGGGACAGAUUGCGUGGAAGAGGAGAUUCGACGAGAUCAUUAAGGCAGGCUCCACGGGCCGCCAGUACAGAGAAGAGUCUGAUGCCGAUUUUAAGGCUCGUACUGAAGCCAUGAAGGCAGCGAAGGCUACCCGAACGUCACAACAGAAGGCGAAGUCUCCUGCCCCGGUUUCAGUCCCGACGCCUGUUCCCGUGACCCAGGACGCAACGAUUCCCAAGAGAACCGAUAAGCAUGCGGCUACCACUUCUAAGCCUCCUAAACAGCAGACGCCUCAGGUUCACGCAGUCACCAGUCAAGUUCAGCCAGCUUUGCCCGCAGGACAAAACACACCUCAGAAGCGAGGCGCCGCGGCCGCUUUGGACGGGACGACAACUGCAAAGACUUCAAAACAGCAACUGCCCGCUGCUCCAGUAGCACCAAUUCCAGCCCAGCCCGAUGCGUCCCAAGCACAAACUCCAACGAGAAUCCAGAGUACCACGGCCUCCUUGGGCGGAACACCAACAUCUAUGCUUGCCCACCAGCCACCGGCUCGUAACCCGGCAGUUCCCAGCCAAGCGCAUCCUGGCAAGCCUGCAGGGAAAAGCACCACGAAGAUCCAGGGUACCAAGCCUACUCCGAACAGCCUGGCCGAUACUCUCUUCUCCAGCACUGACGGGUCAACAGAUCUUUUUGGGUCGUGGGAUGCCACCAGGAGCCAGACAAUGAAGACCACAACCGCGCCCGGUGCUGUAUCUACACCGCAGCCUCCCCAGCAGCAACUUCCUAUGUCUACCCCGAAGUCUCCCCAACAGCAACAUCCUGUGUCUACACCGGGGUCUCCCCCAAAGCAACACGUUGUGUCUACCCCGAAGUCUCCCCCAAAGCGACACGUUGUGUCUACCCCUGAGUCUCCCCCAAAACGACAGGUUGUGUCGACCCCGAAGCCUUCCCGACAGCAUCUGCCGUCUGGGCCAGUACGUUCCGGCCAAGCACAGUCGCAUUCGUCUAAAGGGGCUCAAACUGACAAAUAUCACAACGCCACACCUGAUUCUGACCUGGAAUUUGGCCUGGCCGCGGGCCCUUCGACGGCACCUGACCAAGAUAUGCUUGACGCGAGCAUCUAUAGAGCGCUGUACCGUACCACCGAGUCCAUGGUGCGCGGCGAGAAGAUUACGUGGACGCCGCCCCCUUGGUUGGAAAAGUCUGGCGAUGUGGGCGAGGCAGCCCUGGAUGAGGAUACGGAUUCAAAGAGCUCGGAUGCGGCUCCGACCCCGCCCAAUGACAUUCCCACAGGCAAAAGGGUGGUGGAGAUGGAGCCGCCUAACGGCCACAUGUUGAGAGUCCUCAGCCGCCCCACGAACCCGGAUCCCAUGUAUCCGCCGCUGAAUGCGCGGACUCUGGAGAGGAUCCGCGGGCUCAAUGGCGACCCGUUGACCAUGCUCACCCCGGAGGAGGGGACGGCGGGGCUGAAGAAGCCGCGCACGGCGGCGCCGAGCUCGUCCGUGGCCCCGUCCCGGCCCGUCUUUGGGCGCCCCUCCCAGCUGUCGUCGGCCCUGCCGCCCCUCAAGCCCAUGGAGCUGCCCAGCCCGCUCUACAGCCCGUCGCUCCCGUGGGGGGCCGGGCUUGCGGACCCUACAGGCCUGUCCAACGCUCAGGGGCAAGUGUCAGCGACCUCCGCUGUCGAGGAGCUAGACGAUGAGGUCACCCCGGAGGAGCAGCUGCUGCGCGAGGCACAGGAGGCUGCCGAUCGGCACGCAGCGGCGUCGGCCAGGCCGGAGCCGCCGAGGAAAGGUGUCCGGAAGGUCUUUAUCCGGAGAUCUAGUGGGCCUGCAAAGCAUCAUGGGGUCGGCCACUCGAAACAUGGGCGUCGCGGGCAUCGGGCAUUGACUAAUAUCUCGGAAUAA
Messenger RNA from Neoarthrinium moseri, 4956 nucleotides. RefSeq lists its product as uncharacterized. The record is from RefSeq and is a predicted model, not a curated record. NCBI's taxonomy places the organism in Eukaryota, Fungi, Ascomycota, Sordariomycetes, Amphisphaeriales, Apiosporaceae. The transcript is spliced from 2 exons. The coding region runs from base 1 to 4956 and encodes 1651 amino acids.